Messenger RNA from Lytechinus pictus (painted urchin), 396 nucleotides. RefSeq names its product methyltransferase-like protein 27. The transcript is spliced from 3 exons. The coding region runs from base 1 to 396 and encodes 131 amino acids. The record is from RefSeq and is a predicted model, not a curated record. Lineage: Eukaryota; Metazoa; Echinodermata; Echinoidea; Temnopleuroida; Toxopneustidae.
AUGGCUUCGACAUCAAUUUCGUCGGAGGAGGAGGCGUGGGAGAACGUGAGGGAGGUCGUGGGUAAAGGUGAUCAGGCCACAAUCAACCAAGGCUACACGAAGUGGAACGAUUACGAAAAGGAUAUGGCAGCUUUAUCCUACCAAGCCCCUACAGAAGCAGCUAAUAGAGUGAUGUCAUGGGUUCCUGAUAAAGGAUCAAGGAUUCUCGACUUCGGGUGUGGCACGGGACUGGUGGCUGAUCUGCUACAUGACAAUGGCUACACAAAUAUGCACGGCGUUGAUCCUGUCGAGAAGAUGAUUGAGACAUGUACCAAGAAAGGAACGUAUACCUCAGCAACGGUUUUGGAAAUUGACCCCGUUACCAAAAUUCCUUUCCAAAAUGGUGAGUUAUUAUAA